Messenger RNA from Penicillium chermesinum, 1380 nucleotides. RefSeq lists its product as uncharacterized. The coding region runs from base 1 to 1380 and encodes 459 amino acids. Lineage: Eukaryota; Fungi; Ascomycota; Eurotiomycetes; Eurotiales; Aspergillaceae. The transcript has 2 exons. The record is from RefSeq and is a predicted model, not a curated record. Gene Ontology annotation, molecular function: oxidoreductase activity.
AUGGACAACGCCACCACCGUCCUAGCUUCCCAAGCUCAAUCACUCACUGAAGCAGCCAAAGUCUUCCUCGACAAGACUCCAAAGCAAUGGCUGCCCUACGCUGUAGGCCUAUUAGUUGGCUACCCUCUUCUCACCAACGCCCUCCGAUAUCGACGCCUCCGCAAGCUGCAUAAGAAAUACCCCUACCCGACCCGCGAAUCACUCGCCCAGAUGACCGACGAUGAGGCCUACGCGAUCCAAAAGGAACUCGGUGAGCUCGAGUUCCCCAUGGUCUACCUCAAAUCGCUGCAAUUUGCGCUCUUCAGGGUACCGAACCACCUCAACCCCUCUCUUUCUUCCCCCUCCCCUUCGGCCCGCAACAGAAUAAAAGCUAACAACACCCCCUCACGCAAGACCUAUGGCAUCCCCAGCAUCUCCCACGUCCUUACGAAGACCAGCCAGUUCUCCAACCCGGAGACCUCGCUGAAACGCUACACCGACACCAGCGCGCUGAUCCAAGAAAUGAUGGCCCAUAACCCGACCUCCCACCGCGCCUUUGUCUCGCUCGCGCGCACCCGCUUCCUGCACAGCGGGUACCGGUCCUCGGGCCGGAUCCUCGAGUCCGACAUGCUGUACACGCUGGCGCUGUUCGCGCUGCAGCCGGUCCGGUUCGUGAGUAAGUACGAAUGGCGUGAGCUGAGUGACCUGGAGCGCUGCGCCAUCGGCACGUUCUGGAAGUCGAUUGGCGAUGCGUUGGGGAUCAGCUUUGAGGAGUUACCGUCCGGGAAGACGGGGUUCAAGGACGGGAUCCAGUGGCUGGAGGAAGUCGAUGCCUGGAGCGAGGUGUAUGAGCAGAAGUACAUGGUUCCGGACCAGAAGAAUCGGGAGACGGCAGAUCAGACGACCGAUGUGCUGCUUUACAUGCUGCCGAAGGCGCUGCAUCCGCUCGGGUUGCAGUUUGUGUCGUUUAUGAUGGACGACCGGCUGCGGAAGGCUAUGCUGUAUGAGCCGCCGUCGCCUUUUGCGGCGGCUGUAUUCGAUGGGCUGUUUAAAGUGCGAAAGUUCGUCCUUCGCUACCUGAUGCUUCCCAGGCCGUAUUUCUUGCGGCUGAUUUCGAUCACUCCGGAACCGGAUGCAAACGAUCGCUAUUUCUUGACUUCUUGGGAGGCUGCACCGUACUAUGUCAAGCCUACUUUCUGGAAUCGAUGGGGCCCUACUGCCUGGUUUACCUGGAUGAUGGGCCGGCCAGUUCCUGGUGAUGAAGGCGACAAGUAUCGCCCAGAGGGUUAUCAUAUUGCCAAUAUCGGCCCCAGGUACUUUGAAGGCAAAGGACAGAAGGAGGUAGAGAAGCUGAUGGAAGAGAUGAAGGUGUAUCGGACUGGAAAAUGUCCGUUCCACUAG